CGCUCGAUCGGCACGAAGCUGCGAUCAUGGCCGCGGUGCUCUGGUCUGCUCCCCUCGCCCGCGUUCCCUUUCUUGCCGCGCUAUUGCUGGUGCUACUCCAACAAGCUCGCUUGCCGCCGCUGGCGGCGGCGCGGACCAACCUGACCGCCGGAGCUACCUUGGCACCGCCCGACUACAUCACCAGCCCGUCCGGGGCCUUCGCCUUCGGCUUCCGCGCCCUCGACUCCGACCCGGCCAAGUUCAUCCUCGCCACGUGGUUCCGCUUCGGCGACGGCAACGGCGACUCCUCCUCCCAGCCGCAGCCGCAGUCCGUGGUGUGGUUCGCGAAGCAGUUGCCGUCGGGGGCCACGCCCAACGCCACGGCGCGGUCCGUCCUGAGCGUCACGGCCGACGGCGAGCUCACGCUCACCGACGGCGGCAGCAACCAAGCGCUGUGGGCGCCGAGCACUGAGCGCGGGUCCGUGCUCGCGCUCCGCGACUCCGGCAACCUCCAGUUCCUGAGCGACUCCGGCGACCAAGUGCUGUGGGAGAGCUUCUCGUACCCGACGGAUACGCUCCUGCCGGGCCAGUCCUUGGUUUACGCCCAAUCCGGGAACGAAGGGAAAGUCUUCGCCAAGCGCGCCGACGCGGAGUUCACCACCGGCAGGUUCAGCAUGGGCGUCCAGAGCGACGGCAACGUCGUCCUCUACGUCGACCUCCUCAAGGGCAACGACCCCGGAAACGCCUACUGGCAGGCGUACACCAACAGCCCCGACGGCAACACGACGGUCACCUUCGAUGGCCAGGGUCGCCUCAACUACACCCUCCACAACGGCACAACCCAGAGCUUGAUUCAACCGGCGUCGAGCUUCGCCGCCGGUGACUACUUCCAGUUCGCCAGGAUGGACCUAGACGGCAUCGUCCGUACCUACAUCCGUCCCAAAAACGGCGGCGCCGGCAACACGUCUUGGACCGUCUCCGGCGCGUUCCCCGACAACGGCUGCCACAAGUGGACGUCCGGGUUGCAGGGCAUGUGCGGCCCGGGGUCGUACUGUAUGUCUGCGCUGACGAAGAGUUCAAGGGACAGGCUCAGCUGCGUGUGCCCGAGUGGGUACAACUACACCGACGAGCAGCACAGGGACAGCGGCUGCACGCCGGCGUUCGAGCCUCAGAGCUGCGAUGGGAAGGACAGCUCUGACGACUUCACCCUCGUCGAGCUGCUGAACACCACCUGGGAGGCCUCGAUAUACUACAAGAAGUUCCCAUCAGUCACGGAGGAUCAGUGCCGGGAGUACUGCCUCAGUGACUGCUUCUGCGCAGCCGCGCUGUUCAUCGACGGAUCCGAUUGCGCAGAGGUCGCCGCGCUCACGAACGGCUGGCAAGCAAACGAUGGCACGAUACUCACGACGAAGGCACUGAUCAAGGUGCGGACGAGGAAUCCUCCUCAGAUAGCGUCGUCAAGGACGAGGAACGCAUUGGCCUACAAGGUGAUUGCCAUUUGCUUGGCCUUUCUUUUGUUGAUCACCGUCGGCGGCCUCGUGGCACACCAUUUUGUCACCCGGAACAGAGAGAGCCAGCGGCUGUUGAGCCCGAGCGUGAGAUCGUUCAGCUGGAAGGAGCUUCACCAAGCCACCAAUGGCUUCGAGAAACUGCUGGGCAAAGGGAGCUUCGGGGAGGUCUACAAAGGAACAAUAAGAUCGCCGCAGCCACAUCCCAUCGCGGUGAAGAAGCUCAUCAACUCGAACGACUAUAGCGAGCAGGAGUUCACCAACGAGGUGCAGUCCAUCGGGCAGAUCCACCACAGGAACCUCGUCCGCAUGAUCGGCUACUGCAAGGAAGGCAAGCACCGGAUGCUGGUUUUUGAGUUCAUGCCAGGCGGGUCUCUCCGUGGCUUCCUCUUCAACCCCGAGAAGCGACCUCCAUGGCGGUGGCGCGCCGAGGCUGCGCUCGCCAUCGCCCGUGGGCUUGAGUACCUCCAUGAUGGCUGCAGCGCCCCAAUCAUCCACUGCGACAUCAAACCCGAUAACAUCUUGCUAGACGACCUUGGUGUCCCGCGGAUCACCGACUUCGGGAUCUCCAAGCUACUGGGGAACCAGCAGGUGCACACCACGGUAACCCACGUCAGGGGCACCAGAGGGUACAUCGCGCCCGAGUGGCUCCGCGGCGACGCGCGUGUGGACACCAAGGCCGACGUGUACAGCUUCGGAGUCGUGCUGCUGGAGAUGAUCUGCUGCCGGAAGUGCCAUGAGCCGGUGACGCCCGAGGGUGCAGAGGAUGACGACGACGAGACGGUCACCUUGUUCGGCUGGGCGGCGCAGCUUGUGGGCGCGCGGAGGACGGAGGUGAUGCUGCGCGGCGACGCGGACGUGGACACCGUCGAGGACAUGGAGAGGGUGGAGCGCUUCGCGCGCGUGGCGCUCUCGUGCAUUGAGCCGAACCCGCUGCUGCGGCCGACCAUGCACCAGGUGGUGCAGAUGCUGGAGACCAGUAAACGGCAGGUUGAGGCGCUGCCUGAUCCUCCAGUCUGCUACAUUGAGGGCGAGUUUGGCAGGGCUCCUCGCGAGGGGCUCCUCGUGCGGAGCCGGAGCCGGAGCCGCGGAGCCACUUUUUUGGGCUCCUCCAUGCAGGCCUAAAACGGCUCCGGCUCCUCCCAAAUGUGCCAAAAAAUGGCUCCGCGAUCAAUGCCGUUUGGUGCGGCUCCGGCUCCUCCGUGCUUCGGUAAGCGCACGGAGCCGGAGCUAGAGCCCUGCCAAACUGGCCCAAACUGGCCCUGAAUCCUCGCCUUUAAUUCCUCAGCUCAAGGUUGAAUAGGAGUUCUCCUUGUUA
Setaria italica (foxtail millet) is the source of this 2805-nucleotide messenger RNA. RefSeq names its product G-type lectin S-receptor-like serine/threonine-protein kinase LECRK2. Gene Ontology annotation, biological process: protein phosphorylation. The coding region runs from base 27 to 2612 and encodes 861 amino acids. Gene Ontology annotation, molecular function: ATP binding; protein serine/threonine kinase activity. NCBI's taxonomy places the organism in Eukaryota, Viridiplantae, Streptophyta, Magnoliopsida, Poales, Poaceae. The transcript has a single exon. The record is from RefSeq and is a predicted model, not a curated record.